Lactuca saligna is the source of this 904-nucleotide messenger RNA. The record is from the annotation of a GenBank genome assembly. NCBI's taxonomy places the organism in Eukaryota, Viridiplantae, Streptophyta, Magnoliopsida, Asterales, Asteraceae.
CAUUCCAACAACCUCAGCUUCAUCUCCAGUUUUUGAUUUUUUUUUUCUGUUCAAUUUUUUCACAACAACAAAAAAAAAAAAGAUGAUCAGAAACCCUAAUUUCCAGGUGAGGAAGAGGAAGUGGACGACGGUUUUGUUUCUGCUAAGAAAGAGGAAAAGAAAGAAUGAAGAACCUCAUCAAGACGGCGUUAAACAUCCUAAAAUUGUUGAGAUUUUUGACGGAAAUGAAGGAGAUGAUGAUGAUCAUCAUGAAAAUGAUCAUUAUCGCUCCGAUGGGUCUGAUGCUGAUGAGAGAGACGAAAACCCUAGAGAUAAUUCCGAUGAAAAAAUUGAAGGUUUUGAACCGGAAAACCCUAGUUUAGAUCUGAUGCAGGAGGAUGAACAAGAAAACUCAAAGUCUGCGUUAUUGAUUGUUUCCGAGAGGAAGAAGCAUGGUGGAGAUACAGAUACUCCUCCCGACGAUGAUUGCUGUCCAAUCUGCUUCGAUGAUUUCUCAAUUGCCUGUAAAACAAACUGUGGACACUGGUUUUGUGCAAAUUGCAUACUCCAAUUCUGGACAUACAGAACAGCUCUUCAAAAAUGCAAUUGCCCAAUUUGUGCACGACCCAUUACCGAGUUGACACCAGAGGCAUCUUUACUGAUUAUCCAUGAAGUUGAAGUCAUUGAAGCUCUCAAAAAUGUUCAAAGGUAUAACCGCCUUUUUCAGGGUGGUUUUAGUGGUGUCAUAUGGAAAGUUUUUGAGGUUCCUGAUGUAUUUAGAAGAAUGUUAUCUGGUUUGAUGGAUCCAGAUAGAUUCAGAGGAAACUACUAUGCAAUGCGUAUCUUUGCUUUGUUGAUGUCCUGCAUUUAUAAUAUGAGUUCCUUUGACUUCAUUCCAACAGGGACUAUAGGGAUUGGUGCUUAG